Molecule: messenger RNA, 124 nt
Organism: Racocetra fulgida
Lineage: Eukaryota; Fungi; Glomeromycota; Glomeromycetes; Diversisporales; Gigasporaceae
Source: the annotation of a GenBank genome assembly
GUUGACUCUCUAUUUCCAACUUCGACAAACUAGUGUUGGGUAUGCUCUCCCUUCUGAGUUAGGUUCCUGUCCAGCUGGAGCUCUAGGAAGAUUUCGUGGUCGAAUAGUAAGAUCAGAAGUGUAA